Thamnophis elegans (Western terrestrial garter snake) is the source of this 1142-nucleotide messenger RNA. Its product is annotated as ras-like protein family member 12. Gene Ontology annotation, molecular function: GTPase activity; GTP binding. Bases 1 to 717 code for a protein of 238 amino acids. The record is from RefSeq and is a predicted model, not a curated record. The transcript is spliced from 4 exons. Lineage: Eukaryota; Metazoa; Chordata; Lepidosauria; Squamata; Natricidae.
AUGGGGUCGUUACAUGAUGAUGAUGAGUCCAGUGGCAAUCUCAAUGCUCUACAUGAGGAAGGAGACACAAGCAGCACCUCCUCUAAAGAAGACACUUACGCUUCGGAAGAGAUCAUAGACCAACAGCCCAUCUUGCUCAAAGUGAUGGAUACAGCCGAUCAGGACAUACCAGUGGGCUGUGAGAGGUAUCUGAACUGGGCCAAUGCCUUUCUAGUAGUCUACAGCAUUGACAACCGGAAGAGCUUUGAAGGAUGUCAGCGGUACCUGGAUCUCAUUGCUCUCCACUUGAAGAACACGUUCCAUGAAUCUCCAGUUCUCCUGAUAGGGAACAAGCUGGAUAUGGAACAGUACAGACAGGUCACCAAAGCCGAAGGGAUGUCUCUUGCCACCAAGUAUGGCUCCUCCUUCCAUGAAGUCUCGGCGUGCCUGGAUUUUGAGUCCGUGCAGCGCAUUUUCCACGAGGCGGUACGGGAAGUGAGGCGAGAGAUGGACAGACCCCUGGCAGUCCGGCCCUUGUUCAUCAUCGAGGAGAAGCCCUCGGCCCACCUGGUCCCAACUGCCACCAUCGCCUCCACCUUCAACUCCCUCUCCACUGUCAACUACAAAGAGGUCCCUUCAGUUGCCCGGGCCAAGCUGGUCACGGUCAAAUCCUCAAGAGCUCAAAGCAAGAGGAAGGCCCCAGCGUUGACGUUGCUGAAGGGCUUUAAGAUAUUCUAAGCAGGGAUGCCGCAGGGUAGACUCCAAAGUAGAACACAGCUGUUGGAGGGUUGGGUUGAAUCCCCAAGCAAGGAUUGAGUCAUUUCGCAUAUCCGUCUCUUGGCCUUUCCUGCAGUCCAAGCGUCCGUCUAAGAAUGCAAAGGAGCAUUUUGGGGAAAGGCCAUGAACUGACAGUGUGGACAAACUAUGGGUGAAGCCACCAGGUGGGGAAGGUGGUUAUAACCCUUUUUCUUGGUCAUAAACACGUGGAGGACUCUACCAUGGGCUGCUUGAGCAAUCGAUGGAGGAAUCCCACGGAAAGAGUUUGCUCUUAGGACUGAAUAGAGAUUUGGGAAGCCAGAGAGGCUUCGACCAGCCAAAGAAAUGACUCUACAAGGAGAAGACAUACAGAACAUAGACUAACAGAAUUGGGAGGGUCUUAGUCC